Molecule: messenger RNA, 4774 nt
Organism: Eleginops maclovinus (Patagonian blennie)
Lineage: Eukaryota; Metazoa; Chordata; Actinopteri; Perciformes; Eleginopidae
Gene: gpc5a
Product: glypican 5a
Exons: 9
Coding region: 230-1939 (569 amino acids)
Biological process (GO): regulation of protein localization to membrane; positive regulation of canonical Wnt signaling pathway; cell migration
Cellular component (GO): cell surface; plasma membrane; extracellular region
Source: RefSeq, a predicted model, not a curated record
AUGCCGCUGUGAAACAGACUCCUCACGCUGCUGCAACUUUCACUCCGUCAGACUGCAUUGAAAUGAUGAUCCGCAGCGUUUCCUCCACACAAACGCCACAUGGUCGACCCUGAGUCCUGAAAUCUGAGAUGUGGACGGGACUCACCUGAGCUGCCUGAAGAUUCAGAAGAAACCCUAACUUUCCAAAAAAAGCAUCUUUUUGUGGCGUACAACCCUGGAUUUGGUUAAAAUGGGUGUGCUGUGGACGAACUGCGUUUUCUUGCUGGCGUGUUGCUCUGGAUUAGGUUGUGCCAGCCCCAACAAAUGCGAUGAAGUGCGGAAAGUUUUCCAACUCAAACAAAUUGGACCAAAUCAAUUAUUGCCUCUGAGCCCCAGACCAGGUUCAGACCUCCAGGUGUGCAUGUCCAAGAACCUGACCUGCUGCACUAAAAAGAUGGAGGAGAAGUACCAGGUGGCGGCCCGGAGAGACAUCCAAAACCAUCUACAGACUUCCAGCUCCAGCCUCAAGUUCCUCAUAUCGCGCAAUGUGGCUGCUUUUCAAGAGACCUUUGAGGCUCUGAUGAGGCAGGCGGAGAAUUACACCCAUGUGGUUCUUCAAGAGUCGUACCGCAGCAUGGCCGAUCAGGCUGUCGGCCCGGUGCGGGAACUCUUCACAGAUAUCAGUCUCUUUCUGCUGGGGUCCGAGCUCAGCGUUGAUGACUUGGUGCAGCGAUUCUUUGACGCACUCUUCCCGCUGGUCUACAAUCACCUCAUCAACCCUGGCCUCACCGACAUAUCACCGAGCUACGCUGAGUGUGUGAGGUCGUCCAGGCGGGAUCUAAGACCAUUUGCUGCGGUGCCCGGCCUCCUGGCUGAUCAAAUCUCUCGCUCUGGGGUGUCUGGGAAACUUCUGCUUCAGGCACUGCACCUCGGCAUUGAGGUCAUUAAUACCACAGACCACUUACAGCUGAGCCGUGAGUGCAGACGGGCCAUGCUCAAGAUGCACUACUGUCCUCACUGCCAGGGCUUAACCCAGUCCAAGCCCUGCAUGGGUUACUGCCUCAACGUGAUGCGAGGCUGUUUGGCAAGCAUGGCAGAGAUCGACAGCCACUGGAGAGAGUUCGUCCACUCGCUGGAGGGCCUGUCUGCACGGAUGCAAGGGCCUCAGGAUUUGGAGCAAGUGCUUCUAGGAGUUCAUACGCUGCUUCAUGAUGCUGUCGGACAUUCCCAGAAUACUGGGCCUCGCCUCUCUGCACAGUUGCACAAACUGUGUGGACCACCGAGCAGGAAGCCAGCGCAGUCAGUCAGCCUCCAGCACAGCAGCAGGGACUCCAUCCCUCUUAAAGCCUCUGUCAGAGUGUCUGGGGACUCGCUCGCUGUGAGGAGGAGGGACUUUCUAAACAGCCUACGUCUCUACCGUACAUUCUACGGUGGCCUGGCCGAUCAGCUGUGUGUGAGUGAGCUGGCCUCCGGUGAUGGGCAUGCCUGCUGGAAUGGAACCGACAUCGUAAAAAGCUACACCCUCCGUGUGGUCGGCAAUGGGAUCAAGGCUCAGAGUGCAAACCCUGAGGUCAAAGUGAAGGUAGCAGACCCUGUCAUAAAUCAGAUCAUCGACAAACUCAAACACAUCAACCAGCUGUUGCAAGGGAAGUCCAUUCCUAAACUGGGGUCACUGGACCAGAUAGAAACAGGAAGUGGAGAUGCUGAUGGACGUUACAGCGGAGACUGUGAUGAUGAAGAUGGCUGUGGGGGUUCAGGGGGCGACGAGGUUAAGAGGAAAGUCCCCAGAGUCUCUAAAUUGAGUCCAGAUGUGACCGGCGAUCAAAAACAUCGACAUCAUAAUCAUCAUUAUCCACCUGCCGAGGACUCAGCGAAGGAGGGCCGAUCCAGGAGCUUUGGACUGACAGGGGCCAUCUGGGUCUUGAUAUUGCCUUGUUUACAUAUGCUCCUGGCCUUGUAACAGCUGCCUUUUUGCAGCAUGGAACUUUCAAGACUUCAUUUCAAGCAUAUUUAUCCAGAAAUGAAAGGGCCAGUGAACGUUACAAGCUCUUAUAUGUAACGGAGCACCACUUCCACACAGUGCAGGACACGGUAGGAGUGACCAGUAACGAUUGUGUGGAAAUGACAAGACACUGAUGUCUCAUGUUAAACAACAUAUGGUUCAGCUUUGCCAAUAUUCAUUUCUUUUAUCUGACAUUCAUUAACACUUUAAAUGACUUAUUUAUAGAAGACAAUGUCAAGGUUAAGUGAAAACAUACUGUAUGUUCUAAAAGUUUGUUAUUAAUUUAAUUGUAUUUCUACACAUAAUAUAUAUGAUUUGUAGAUACUGGCAAUACAUCUUUUUUGUGGGGUUUUAAACUACUGUGAAAACUUCUGUGAAAGAAGUCAAGCAAUUUAAAAGAUGACUUUUGGAUUUGAUAUUUAAAAAAAGGCUCUUUAGCUUACAAUUGCAAUAUUUGUACAAGCCCAUAAUAAAGUGGCCUCUUAUUUUCCGAACAGUUAAAAAAUAUAUAUACUUUGUUUCAUACAAAAAACGGUUUAUUCAAAAUUGGUUCAGAUCAUUGUAGGAAUCAUUUUGAAUUGUUAUGUUCUUAUACAUUUUGGUGAGAAGUUCAAAACACAUUUUAAGACAUCAGCUUCUCUUCAUUUGUAAUGGCUACAGUUUUGUCCAGUUUUCAUCUAAUUGUUAUAUUGCAAUUUUCCAUAAUGAACCUGUAAAGCUACUGCUGAGAGAAAUUGUGAAAGGAGAGGUGAUGGCGGUUUGGGGCAAGUGAGAGAAUUCACACUCCUUUCUUCUUUUAGGAAUAGAUUAGCUCCUUCCGGAGUCUAUUAUCAUCUUUCAAACUCAAUCCUCCUCUGCCUUCAUGGCCUGGAUGGGAGCUGAUAGCUCCUGGAGCCACUGGUGAGGAAUAAUCCAAUUGCUCCCACCUAGCACCUGACUGUGUGUUGCUGGCAGCUCUAUGGUCAAAGAAACAGAAAAAGAUUGGUUUUCAAUAUAUAUUGCCCUGUAUGUCUAGUCAAUGGCAGAGAGAGAAAAAGUAUUCAAAAUGUGUUUACGUAUGCUGCAAACUGCUUGUAUGGCUGGGGGGAAAAUCCCAUUGAGAUUCCUUCAAAAUCAAAAUCUUCUAAACCCAAUAUCACUUUUCAUUUACAGUAUGGACAUUUAAACAUCAGAAAUAAAAACAGUAAAAUAUGCUACUGUUAAUAGAAAAAAGUUACUACCGGUACAUGUUUGAUCAAAUAUGAUAUGCUUUGCUUCUUCGAGUUGCAGUUGUCCUAAAGCAUGCAUAGUAAUUGUUGUCAUUAGUCAUUUUCACCUUUAAAUGACCAUGUUACACUUUCAUUAUGAUAAAGGUUAAGGGCUGAGGAGUUGCACAUUCUUAUGGUUUAUAAAUAAUAACUUUAAGAUUAAUUGUACUCAAUUAUUCUUACUUUCCAUUGAAUCUAAUGUCUUGAAUUUGAGUCUUUAGUUUUGAGGGUGAUAGACCUAUAUGACAAAAGUCACAGCUUGACAACCUUAACACUAUUUUUUUAACUUACGUUUAUAACAACCAAUUAUAGUUGGUACCAUCCAAGACAGCUACUGUCAUUUGAACAGCUGUGUUAAUGACACUAUUAAAGAAUAGUCUUCAGACUCACACUCAGCCGAGACGCCUUUAGGCCAAGUAUACGAUGUCAGGUAAUACUGGUUCUUCUGUACUUAAAGGAAAGAGUUCAGCUUGAUGUCUUAUGUGAUUAUUAUAACUGCAUACUGAUUCUCCAAAGAAAGGAAGAGAGGGCCAGAUGCUGCUUGUGAGGAUGAGGAAGCCAAUGUCAAUGGUGUGCAUCCACCUUUGAAAAGGUGUCAUCCUGCAGGCAUUUCAAUGUGUCAGUACAUCUUGAAAAACAUGUUUGCCCUCAGAAUGUUUGUUCUGAAAGGAAAAGUGUUAAUUAAAAAAGGAGUGCUAGUUUUACCCAGAUUUGUAUCACAACAUUGGUUUAAUGGUUGUUUUUUCAGUUUGAUCGGUUUAAUCAAUUUAUAAAUCAUAGUGAUUGCUAAUAUCUCGAGGCACAACACUUUUGCAGAAAAUUCCAGUCAAACAUUGCAACAAAUGAACAGACAGGUUUUAGGCAAACCCCUGGGAUAGUUUAACUUGUUGAAAUUGAAAAUAAAGGCAAACUUUAAAAUGUUUUUUCAAACUGUCCAUUGUAACCACCAAUCCCAGUUUAAAAGCGUCCUAGUUGAACUUGUAUCCUGCUUGCCAUAAUUUUGCACAUUCACUGUUCUCAUUUGUGAUGAUGACUCGUGACAUUAGGCACUUUUGCUUUUAUCUUUGAAUAAAUGGUUUGAUAUCUGCCUGCUUCUAUUUCUAGCCCCGUCUGAAAUGUUUGCCACAUUAUCAAGUACAAAAAUAAUAUACCUGCACCUGUUUAUUCUAGAUGUAUAAUACCUCUCUGAAAACUCAAUCUAAAGCCUGUUUUUCUGCAUAUUCCUGAGACUUUGGGUUGUCAUUUAUACCAACCAUCCGUUUGCUGACUCUUCAAUUCUUUAUGGACUUUCACCAAGUGUACCCAGGCCUGCUGACAGAAGUAAUCCAGAGUUUUUUGUUUUCUUGUGGCUUUAAAAUGAUUUCCUAGCCAAUAUAAAUCACAGCCUUUCCUUGGAAAGUGUAAGUUGUCUGUAUAACUGAAAUAUAAAAAAUAACCAGAGAUGGGUGUAUAUUUAUGUCCUGCCUUUUCUGUAAUGUAUAUUAGAUGACAUGUGAAUAUUUUUUUUUUAAUAAAACUAUUAAAAUAAAGAUUAUACAACAACUUC